Messenger RNA from Miscanthus lutarioriparius, 555 nucleotides. The record is from the annotation of a GenBank genome assembly. Lineage: Eukaryota; Viridiplantae; Streptophyta; Magnoliopsida; Poales; Poaceae.
AUGGACAGGCAGCACCGCAAUCGGCAUCGGCAUGAGGACUUGACCGGCGGCGGGCGCGCCGGGGUUCGUGUUCGUCGCGGCGGCGGCGCCGACGGUGGCGCGAUGGAGGCGAGCCGGCGCGGGCGGUUCUACCACCACGACGGGCCCGGCGCGGCGGCCGUCCCGGUGGUGGACCAGGCGGACUGCACGGCGCAGAUGUGCCGGUCCUGCGUGGCGGUGACGCUGGCGGACGCCAUCGCGCUCGGCUGCUGCCCCUGCGCGGUGGUCAGCCUGCUGGGGCUGGCGUUCGUCAAGGCCCCGCUCGCCCUGGCGCGCCGGUGCCUGCGGCGGCUGCGGCGGCGGCGGGGCGAGCUGCGGCACAAGAAGCGGGUGCGCGACGUGGACGGCCCCGCCGCCAAGGCCAAGUGCCGUUGCUCCGACGCGCCGCCGGCGGCCACGGGGCGAUGGAGGCGCUGGACGCCGCCGACGCCGCGUCGAAAGGCGCGUGGUGGGCUGAUCAAAAGAUUUGCAGCGGAACCGAAAAGGCCCAAGUUCCAUCCUGAAACUAUUGGUUGA